Messenger RNA from Phialemonium atrogriseum, 1950 nucleotides. Its product is annotated as DUF1446 domain protein. Lineage: Eukaryota; Fungi; Ascomycota; Sordariomycetes; Cephalothecales; Cephalothecaceae. The transcript has 4 exons. The record is from RefSeq and is a predicted model, not a curated record. Bases 1 to 1824 code for a protein of 607 amino acids.
AUGGGUUCCCACGCGGCCCCCAAGCGUCCCAUUGUCAUCGGCAACGUCGCCGGUGCGAUGGAAGACUGCCCAACAGCGAUGCAUCGCAUGGUUACCUCGGGCCACCUCGACGCCAUCACCGGCGACUGGCUCUCGGAGCUGAACAUCGCCUGGAACGCAAUGCGCAAAUACUCGGACCCCACGCAAGGCUACGAGGUCGGAUUUCUGGAGCAGCUCGAGUCGAGCAUCGACGUCAUCGCUGCCAAGGGGAUCAAGGUUGUCACCAACGCGGGGGCUCUCAAUACGCCCGAAUGUGCUAAGAGGGCCCGCGAGAUCUGCCAGCGUAAGGGCCACGGCCACCUCAAGGUCGCCUAUGUGGCAGGAGACGACAUUUCCGACAACGUCAGGGACAAGGUCACGCAAGGCCAGAUGCGCCAUCUGGACCAUGCGGAUCGGACACUGGCGGACUGGGGCCAUGAACCGCUAUGCGGCGUGGCCUACUUUGGCGCAUGGGGCAUCGUCCGCGCGCUAAGGGAGGGCUGUGACAUCGUCAUCUGUGGGCGGGUCACGGACGCGAGUCCCAUAAUUGCCCUGGCGGCGUGGUGGCACGACUGGGGAUAUGAGGACUGGGACAGACUGGCGGGGGCAUUGGUUGCCGGACACCUGGUCGAAUGCGGGCCUUACGUCACGGGCGCCAACUUCACCGGUGUCCGGCCGCAACUCGAGGGCAUGGUAGACCUGGGCUUCCCCAUCGCCGAAAUCGCGCACGACGGCACAACCAUCAUCACCAAGCAGCCAGGCCACGCGGGCUUCGUGGACCAGAUGAACGUGCGGGCGCAGCUCCUGUACGAGAUCCAGGGUAGGCAGUAUAUCAACUCCGACGUGCUGGCCGAUAUCGGCGGCGUCAAGAUCGAGAACACGGGCGAGAAAGACCGUGUGCGCGUUUCCGGCGCCGUGGGCGGGCCACCGCCGCCAACAACCAAGGCUAUUGUCGUGGCCAUCGGCGGGUACCAGGCCGAGGCGACCUUCUACAUGAACGGGCUCGACUUGGACGCCAAGGAGAGGUUCAUGCGCCAGCAGAUUGAGCAUGUCUUCAAGGACGCGAACUUCUCGGAGCUCAGCAUCGAGCGGUACGGGUCCGGUGCGGCGAACCCGAGCAGGCAGGCGCUGGGUACGGUGUCGAUCCGGGUGCUGGUAAAGGGAAAGACGAAGGAGGAUAUUGGGGAGGAUGUCUUCCGGAAGAACAUAUACGCCUUGAGGAUGCAGUUCUAUGCAGGCUACCACAUGUCCCUCGAUUUCCGGACCAUGACCCCCAAAAUGUUCAUGGAGCUGUUCCCCGCGCUCAUCUCCUACCAAGACCUCCCCCACCGAGUCGUCAUCGACGAUCAGGUAAUCGACAUCAAGCACCAUGGAAUCACCGCCCCGCCACCGGAUAAGCGGCCCAGCUACGAGACAGCAAACCCCAUCUCCCUGGAGUCGUUCGGCUUCACCUGUCGCGUGCCCCUGGGCGCCGUGGCGCACGCCAGGUCGGGAGAUAAGGGCGACAACUGCAACGUGGGCAUCUUUGUUCGCUCAACGGAGGAGUAUAAGUGGCUGCAGUCGUACCUUACUACGCCAAAGAUCAAGGCUCUGCUCGGCGAAGACUGGAACGAGUCGAUCGCCGUUGAGAGGUGCGAGUUCCCCCAGAUCCUGGCAGUCCACUUCCGCUUCUUGGAUUUCCUGGGCGGCGGCGCGGCGAGUAGCGCCCGGAUCGACAUGUUGGGUAAGGGUGUGGCCGAGUAUCUUCGGAGUAAGGUGGUGGAUGUCCCAGCCAAGUUUUUGAGUAACCCCAUUUCGCUUGGUUAAGGUAGGACGACAAGGGAGUCUCUUGAAGUCUCGCCGUACAUAGCACCUACUUAGAAGAGAAUAUAUUGCAUCAUUAGGACUGCGAUCGUCUUGGCUUUCGUACUUCCUAGGAUUGGUGAAAGGUGU